ACACAUACAAUCUAUCAGCGGACUAGGGCGCGAGUCAUCAGAUACGGAAGAACUACAUUACCCAGAAGUCUUUCAAAUUCCUCCCCUGAUGGAUACUGGGAACAGUAGUCUCAAGGAGAGAGAGAGAGAAAAAGCUGUUUUAAUUUUCCAAAGGACGUUGGAGGCUCUAUAUAUAAAAAAAGAGAGAGAGCGAAUACUACAACUCCCAACAGCCUCUGCAAAAGAAACGCUUCAGGAGUGUGGCCUGAACCAGGGAUUACACUGACACUAAAAAUCUCCAUGGGGGCUGGCUAGGAUGCUUUCCAGGCCUUAUGCAAGAAUGAAGUGGGUGUUUGCCGGCGGUACAGUGUAAGGGAAGAGACAUAACUCCAAGUCGUGGGAGUUCAAGGCAGAGUACAUGGCUCACUUCCUUCUUAGUUUACCCACCACCACCACUACAGCUCAAGGCUGUUGCAAUGGAUGUACGCAGGCUUUAUCUGGAUAAUUAUCUAGCGUACUAAGAACUUUUCAGUGGGCAGAGGUUUAUUGCAGAAGACGUCCUUGAAGCAAAGUGCCAUGAUGUGAUGCCAGGGAUAUUCUCCAGCUUGUGUGGAAAAGAUACAGCCAAGCGGGGAAGCUGCAACGAACUUCUCGGAGGCCACAAUGAAUUCUUUGGAAGGCAACAGCUUGGCCGAACAGUUUCUCAACAUCGAGCGAGAGCAGAUGAUCCGCCUGAAAGACCUCACCUUCCCCAAACCUGUUCAGUAUGUCUACAGGCCUCUGGAUUAUGCCUGGGAGCCCCACCAAGACUAUGUGCGCCGAUAUUGCCAGGCACCCAAAGAGGUGCUGUUUCUUGGCAUGAACCCUGGGCCUUUCGGCAUGGCUCAGACUGGGGUGCCGUUUGGAGCUGUGGCGCCUGUCCGAGACUGGCUCCAGGUACAUGGGCAGGUGUCUCAGCCAGACUGUGAGCACCCCAAGAGACCCAUCCGGGGCCUGGAGUGCCCCCAGACAGAAGUGAGCGGUGCCCGCUUCUGGGGAUUCUUUCGCUCGGUGAGCACCAGGCCCGAGGUGUUCUUCCGUCACUGUUUUGUGCACAACCACUGCCCUCUGCUCUUUGUCAGUGAAAGCGGGCGCAACCUGACCCUGGCUGACUUGCCUGCUGCCCAGCGUGAACAGCUCCUGCAGGUCUGUGACGACUCUCUGUGUGAAGCUGUGAAGCUCUUGGGUGUUAAAAUGGUCAUCGGUGUGGGACGUUUUGCUGAGCGGCGUGCUCGCAAGGCUCUGGCGGCUGCUGGCAACCCAGUGCGAGUGGAAGGCGUGAUGCAUCCGUCGCCUCGCAAUCCCCAGGCAAACAAGGGAUGCUGGGAUGCUGUCAUCAGAGCAAAAAUGGAUGAACUUGGUGUGAUGCCUCUCAUUACAGACUGAUCUAAGAUGCUGGAGGAGGGGGCCUCGGCUGGACCUCGCCUGUCCCUGGGUGUGAUAGGCCAGUAAGAGAGAAGCUUCAGAGCUUGGGUUAAGAAUAUACAAGGGUGCUUGAAAAGAUUCCUUUUUUGUGGGACUACAGCUGCCAGAAUGCUCCAGUCAGCAUGGUCUGCUGACUGAGAUUUUAAGAGCAGCAGUCUCAAAAAGGAACUUUUCCAACUAUUCAUAUGUGUUGACACUACCUCCGCUUUUCACACUACUCUUUGUUUGAACUCUGGAGAUUGGCUCGCAGUCAGUUUCUGCAAGUUCCUCUGGAGCCCAAAGGCUGGAUUUUUCUUAGGAUUUGGUCUGAGCACCAUAUUUAAUGAAUUCAAGCAAUCGAUCUCAGCAUGUUUUGAUGUGAAACCUCGUUGGGGGCAAUGCCUGGCAGCUUCUGCAGGAGCUGCUGCCUAGUGGAAGGCCUGGAGAACCUGCUGAAUUCUCCACAGUCAAAUCACAGUAGAUGCCAAAACCGGAGUUCUGGGCAAGGCUGUUCAAGCUGGGUGUUUGCAAACUAUUUUCUUUUGUUGGGGGAGUGUGAAGGUGUUGGAAUAUUGCAACCUGCAUAUGAUGCCUUUAAGGAGAUUUUAGCUGGGAGGGGCUUCUAUGGACUGGGUUGAUAUUGGUCACAGCCUCUCUACCUCACAUUCUUUUUCCCACCUUCUCCACACACACACACACACACACCAUGCCUGUCAGGGUUCUUUCAGUGUUUGCCAUUGAGUCAGAAGUGGAGAGUUGGAGUGAAGGGUCUUGUCAUCUAUAUAAGCAGCAAGUUAGUCAGUAAUGAAGCUAGUUAACCAAUUAAGCUCAAUGAUGUAACAAGUUAAC
This is a messenger RNA of Pogona vitticeps (central bearded dragon), 2271 nucleotides long. It is a transcript of the gene SMUG1, whose product is annotated as single-strand-selective monofunctional uracil-DNA glycosylase 1. NCBI's taxonomy places the organism in Eukaryota, Metazoa, Chordata, Lepidosauria, Squamata, Agamidae. The record is from RefSeq and is a predicted model, not a curated record. Gene Ontology annotation, biological process: base-excision repair. Gene Ontology annotation, molecular function: oxidized pyrimidine nucleobase lesion DNA N-glycosylase activity; single-strand selective uracil DNA N-glycosylase activity.